AUGGCAGCCACCAUGUAUCUGGAGUUGAAGAAGGCCUUCACAGGCUGCCUCCAAGCCAAAGACACUCAACAGAAAGUGAGGCUUGCAGGCAAACAGACUGAGCAGCUAAACAGAACGAAAAGGCAUGCGUACCUUGCAGACACAGAUAUUAUGACACUGAUAGAGGAGACUGAUAUGUAUGAAGACCUAGGAAGAAUGUUUAUUCUACAAUCCAAGGACCUAACUCACAACCACCUGUUAGAAAAACAAGAAACAGCCCAAGAAAACAUUAAGGAGCUGGAGCAGAAAAGGUCCUAUCUGGAUGGGAGUAUAAGGGUGCUGAGAACAACAUCUGAGAGAUACGGAUGCCGUGAAGGCACAGUGGGAGCUUCUGACAACAUGCUCCCCUCCUGA
Molecule: messenger RNA, 393 nt
Organism: Mesocricetus auratus (golden hamster)
Lineage: Eukaryota; Metazoa; Chordata; Mammalia; Rodentia; Cricetidae
Product: prefoldin subunit 1
Exons: 1
Coding region: 1-393 (130 amino acids)
Biological process (GO): protein folding
Cellular component (GO): prefoldin complex; cytoplasm
Molecular function (GO): protein folding chaperone
Source: RefSeq, a predicted model, not a curated record